GUGAGCCCCCGCCCCCCCCCCCCCCCUCCGCUCCCCUCUGCUCGGUGUGCGGGCUGAGCUUUGAGGGGCUGAGUCGGUGGAGGACCACAUGUCGGGGCGCAAGAGGGAGAAGUGUUAUGAGUGCGACGUGUGUGGCAAGGCCUGGGUGAGCCCGAGCCUGCUGGAGACCCACCGGCGGGUGCACACGGGCGAACGCCCCUUCGACUGCCCAGGCUGCGACAAGAGCUUCAUGUCGGCACGGGACCUGAAGAGACACCGGUGGGUGCACACGGGCGAACGCCCCUUCGACUGCCCAGGCUGCGACAAGAGCUUCAUGUCGGCAGGGGACCUGAAGAGACACCGGCGGGUGCACACGGGCGAGAGGCCCUAUGGCUGCUCCACCUGCGGCAAACGCUUUGCCCAGCGGUCAGGGCUACGGAGGCACGGGAGGGUGCACACGGGAGAACGCCCCUUCACCUGCUCCGACUGCGGCAAGGGCUACAAGAGGUCCACGCACCUGCAGGAGCACCGGCGCACCCACACCGGGGAGCGGCCCUACACCUGCGGUGACUGCGGCAAGGGCUUCACCCGCACGGACAGCCUGCUGGAGCACCAGCUCACCCACACCGGCGAG
Molecule: messenger RNA, 613 nt
Organism: Amblyraja radiata (thorny skate)
Lineage: Eukaryota; Metazoa; Chordata; Chondrichthyes; Rajiformes; Rajidae
Product: zinc finger protein 771-like
Exons: 1
Biological process (GO): regulation of transcription by RNA polymerase II
Molecular function (GO): RNA polymerase II cis-regulatory region sequence-specific DNA binding; DNA-binding transcription factor activity, RNA polymerase II-specific
Source: RefSeq, a predicted model, not a curated record